Molecule: messenger RNA, 730 nt
Organism: Rana temporaria (common frog)
Lineage: Eukaryota; Metazoa; Chordata; Amphibia; Anura; Ranidae
Gene: TOMM5
Product: translocase of outer mitochondrial membrane 5
Exons: 2
Coding region: 134-289 (51 amino acids)
Cellular component (GO): mitochondrial outer membrane translocase complex
Source: RefSeq, a predicted model, not a curated record
CUUUUCCGGUGACCGUAUGACGUAGAAUGUAGGCGCCCAGGGGUGGGCGUGCCCUAUUCCUCGUUGACCUCCAGCAGGCUACGGUUCGGAAAGGUGAUCAGCAUCGUGCGUAGACUCGCCCAUACAUACCGACAUGUUCCGAUUGGAGGGUCUGGGGCCCAAAGCUGAUCCCGAGGAGCUGCGCGCUAAGAUGCGGCGAGAUGUCGUCAGCUCUGUGCGGAAUUUCCUCAUCUAUGUGGCCGUGCUGAGGAUCACUCCAUAUAUCUUAAAGAAACUGGAUAGUAUAUGAAGAUAUGAAUUCCUUCACUACAGAAAUUCUCUGGACUAAUUGUAUUCCUAAAACCGGAGUUAUUCAAAGUGCAAAAUUACCGUACUUGUUGGAUUGUUCAAUAUCCUGAUAUGCAAGAAUCUACCUACAUGACCAAUCUGUACAUUGACUGUAUGUCACACCCUGGAGGUUUAAAAGUAUUUGAAUAUGAAAGGGGAACAUGCACUUUCUAUUGCUAACGUGUAUUUUCUAUUCGCCAGUAGAAUUUGGUGAGGCUUUUUUUUUUUUUUUUUUUUUUUUUAACACAGCUACCUCCCAUCUUCAGUGAUAUCACCGUUUUUUGUUGCAUGGAUUAUAUGACUGUUCUGCCAUAUAAAGAUUAUUUCCAUCAAUGCAUACAGAAGGAUGUGAGGUUGUGCUGUGCUUUCUUACUCAAUAAACAUGCAAAUGUUUGUGCUUUAA